CAACAGCCCCCGCAGGCUGUUCCUGCGUCAGCAACAGCCCCCGCAGGCUGUUCCUGCGUCAGCAACAGCCCCCGCAGGCUGUUCCUGCGUCAGCAACAGCCCCCGCAGGCUGUUCCUGCGUCAGCAACAGCCCCCGCAGGCUGUUCCUGCGUCAGCAACAGCCCCCGCAGGCUGUUCCUGCGUCAGCAACAGCCCCCGCAGGCUGUUCCUGCGUCAGCAACAGCCCCCGCAGGCUGUUCCUGCGUCAGCAACAGCCCCCGCAGGCUGUUCCUGCGUCAGCAACAGUCCCCGCAGGCUGUUCCUGCGUCAGCAACAGCCCCCGCAGGCUGUUCCUGCGUCAGCAACAGCCCCCGCAGGCUGUUCCUGCGUCAGCAACAGCCCCCGCAGGCUGUUCCUGCGUCAGCAACAGCCCCCGCAGGCUGUUCCUGCGUCAGCAACAGCAACCCCGCAGGCUGUUCCUGCGUCAGCAACAGCCCCCGCAGGCUGUUCCUGCGUCAGCAACAGCCCCCGCAGGCUGUUCCUGCGUCAGCAACAGCCCCCGCAGGCUGUUCCUGCGUCAGCAACAGCCCCCGCAGGCUGUUCCUGCGUCAGCAACAGCCCCCGCAGGCUGUUCCUGCGUCAGCAACAGCCCCCGCAGGCUGUUCCUGCGUCAGCAACCCCGCAGGCUGUUCCUGCGUCAGCAACAGCCCCCGCAGGCUGUUCCUGCGUCAGCAACAGCCCCCGCAGGCUGUUCCUGCGUCAGCAACAGCCCCCGCAGGCUGUUCCUGCGUCAGCAACAGCCCCCGCAGGCUGUUCCUGCGUCAGCAACAGCCCCCGCAGGCUGUUCCUGCGUCAGCAACAGCCCCCGCAGGCUGUUCCUGCGUCAGCAACAGCCCCCGCAGGCUGUUCCUGCGUCAGCAAACAGCCCCCGCAGGCUGUUCCUGCGUCAGCAACAGCCCCCGCAGGCUGUUCCUGCGUCAGCAACAGCCCCCGCAGGCUGUUCCUGCGUCAGCAACAGCCCCCGCAGGCUGUUCCUGCGUCAGCAACAGCCCCCGCAGGCUGUUCCUGCGUCAGCAACAGUCCCCGCAGGCUGUUCCUGCGUCAGCAACAGCCCCCGCAGGCUGUUCCUGCGUCAGCAACAGCCCCCGCAGGCUGUUCCUGCGUCAGCAACAGCCCCCGCAGGCUGUUCCUGCGUCAGCAACAGCCCCCGCAGGCUGUUCCUGCGUCAGCAACAGCCCCCGCAGGCUGUUCCUGCGUCAGCAACAGCCCCCGCAGGCUGUUCCUGCGUCAGCAACAGCCCCCGCAGGCUGUUCCUGCGUCAGCAACAACAGCAACCCCCGCAGGCUGUUCCUGCGUCAGCAACAGCCCCCGCAGGCUGUUCCUGCGUCAGCAACAGCCCCCGCAGGCUGUUCCUGCGUCAGCAACAGCCCCCGCAGGCUGUUCCUGCGUCAGCAACAGCCCCCGCAGGCUGUUCCUGCGUCAGCAACAGCCCCCGCAGGCUGUUCCUGCGUCAGCAACAGCCCCCGCAGGCUGUUCCUGCGUCAGCAACAGCCCCCGCAGGCUGUUCCUGCGUCAGCAACAGCCCCCCGCAGGCUGUUCCUGCGUCAGCAACAGUCCCCGCAGGCUGUUCCUGCGUCAGCAACAGUCCCCGCAGGCUGUUCCUGCGUCAGCAACAGCCCCCGCAGCCUGUUCCUGCGUCAGCAACAGCCCCCGCAGGCUGUUCCUGCGUCAGCAACAGUCCCCACAGGCUGUUCCUGCGUCAGCAACAGCCCCCGCAGGCUGUUCCUGCGUCAGCAACAGUCCCCGCAGGCUGUUCCUGCGUCAGCAACAGUCCCCGCAGGCUGUUCCUGCGUCAGCAACAGUCCCCGCACAACAACUAGCGGUGGUGACCGUCCAGCUGUGACGUGGUCACGUGUUGGGACGGGUCUCCACACUACGUGCUCAAUGUUAGUCAACUUGUGUGAGGCUCCUGAAUGUAAGGAAGUACUCGUGCCCUGUACGGGUGGUCCACAAGUACCAGACACCCAAGACUCAACACCAGACACCCAAGUCUCAACACCAGACACCCCAAGACUCAGUACCAGACACCCAAGACUCAGUACCAGACACCCAAGACUCAGUACCAGACACCCAAGACUCAACACCAGACACCCAAGUCUCAGCACCAGACACCCAAGUCUCAACACCAGACACCCAAGACUCAGCACCAGACACCCAAGUCUCAACACCAGACAACCCAAGACUCAGCACCAGACACCCAAGACUCAGCACCAGACACCCAAGUCUCAACACCAGACACCCAAGACUCAGUACCAGACACCCAAGACUCAACACCAGACACCCAAGACUCACCACCAGACACCCAAGACUCAGCACCAGACACCCAAGACUCACCACCAGACACCCAAGACUCAGCACCAGACACCCAAGACUCACCACCAGACACCCAAGACUCACCACCAGACACCCAAGACUCAGCACCAGACACCCAAGACUCACCACCAGACACCCAAGACUCACCACCAGACACCCAAGACUCACCACCAGACACCCAAGACUCAGCACCAGACACCCAAGACCUCACCACCAGACACCCAAGACUCAGCACCAGACACCCAAGACUCAGCACCAGACACCCAAGACUCACCACCAGACACCCAAGACUCACCACCAGACACCCAAGACUCACCACCAGACACCCAAGACUCAGCACCAGACACCCAAGACUCACCACCAGACACCCAAGACUCAGCACCAGACACCCAAGACUCAGCACCGACCUUCUCAUCCGCCAACUAA
Messenger RNA from Procambarus clarkii (red swamp crayfish), 2778 nucleotides. The record is from RefSeq and is a predicted model, not a curated record. NCBI's taxonomy places the organism in Eukaryota, Metazoa, Arthropoda, Malacostraca, Decapoda, Cambaridae.